Molecule: messenger RNA, 531 nt
Organism: Ectocarpus siliculosus
Lineage: Eukaryota; Phaeophyceae; Ectocarpales; Ectocarpaceae
Source: the annotation of a GenBank genome assembly
AUGUUCAAGACCGCGGCAUCGAAAGCUUUCGGCGGAGGAGCCCGAGGAGCUGCGUUCGGGAUUCUGGGAGGCUUCGUGCUCGGGGCGGUAGGAAAUGUAUUUGCGGACGGCCUCUCUACUAUCGAUGUGGUCUACUGGAAAGAUCGGCGGGGAACAACCAAGAAGUUUGCCGACAUUGACGUGCUCGAGUCUUUUGACAUUUACAAGGACCUCCUCGCGCUACACAGCGCGAGGGAGUGCGACAUGGAAGCGUUCAAUGAUGCGUGCAGACACAUACAGAGCGUCGUCUACCUGUACAAGCGUUUUGUAGACAGGGGAGAAGACAGUGUGUCUAUGAUGGAUUCCAGGAAGAUCACGAACUAUUCCAUCAUGGCGACCAAGAGCAUGAACGCUCUUUUGAUCUCGUGUAGAGCUAAGAACUACCCGGAGAGUUCGGAUGUGGAAAAGUCCAUGAUGCAAAUUCACCUCACAUUCGAGGAGAUAAUCAACGGAGUGAGGCACGUUUCCAAGGACAUCCUUCCGGAAAUCUAG